UUGCCCUUUUAAGUUGGUGUUCACAAGUGGGUGAUGGUUCCCAGGGCUUAUGUGUGUGUGUGUGAGUGUGAGAGAGAGAGGAGAGAGAGAGAGAGAGCUCUCGCAUGCGCGCCUGUGACUGCGGACCGCUGAGCUGCACAGUAUUGUGCCCGGGAUUGGGACAGCCAUCCAAGCCAGACAGCCAGACAGACAGACAGACAGCCAGACAGACAGACAGACAGACAGACAUGAACCGAUCGGGAAGGGAAAAGGCGUUGACAGCAGCCAGAGGCUGGGGAGCCGAGAUGCCUUGAAGCAUCUCUGAUUCUCCUCCCAACAUCAUCAUCACCAUCACAGGAGCACAGGGAAUCGAGGCGGGUUUGAAGCCAAGAUGCCGCUGAUAAAGAGGAUCAUUGAGCCUCGGCACCUGUGCCGUGGGGCUUUACCAGACGGUGUCACCAGCGAGUUGGAGUGUGUGACCAACAGUACUCUGGCCUCCAUCAUUCAACAGCUCGGGAGCCUCAGCAGACACGCCGAGGACAUAUUCGGGGAGCUGUUUAACGAAGCAAACCAUUUCUGCAUUCGGGUGAAUUCCCUCCAGGAGAGAAUCGAUUGCCUGGCGAUCAAAGUCACCCAACUGGACUCAACGGUGGAGGAAGUCUCGCUGCAGGAUAUCAACAUGAGGAAAGCGUUCAAGAGUUCCACAAUUCAGGAUCAGCAGGUGGUUUCCCGCAACACUAUCCCGAAUCCCGCCUUGGAAAUGUACCAACAGUGUGACAAGCCUCCGCCUCUCAACAUCCUCACUCCCUACAGGGACGACAGGAAAGAUGGGCUGAAGUUUUACACGGAUUCCUCCUAUUUCUUCAAUUUAUGGAAAGAGAAGAUGCUACAGGCUACGGAGGACAAGCGGAAAGAGAAGCGGAGACAGAAGGAGCAGAAACUUGUGGAAGAUGCCACGCGAGAGGUCAAGAAGGUUCGCAAAGCCCGAAAUCGCCGACAGGAGUGGGACAUGAUGGCCCGAGACAAAGAGUUCAGACCCGAUCACAGGUUUUCCCCAUCUCCCUACCAUGCCACGUCUUCCGAAGGCUCCGUCUCCCCGGACACCAGGUCGUACAUCUCCGACGCGGCGGAGCUCUCCUACCCGGCCAGCCCCAACCACCCGGCCCAGCAGGGCAGCGUUCCAGCCCUGUUCCCGAUGCCGGACAACAAGGAACUCCUGGCGGCCGUGACCCAGGCCCAGGAGCGAGGCUUCAGAUUGCCAGCCGCCGGCAUCCGGCAGGCGUCGCUGACCCGAGCCCAGCCGCCCUCGCACCCGGCGCAGCCCCCCGAGGCCACACUCAACGGGCCCCGACCACAGCUGCUCAAGGAGUACAGCGCCCAGGCCAUGCAGCUGGCGGAAUACUACGCCCCUCCGGCCCCCGCCCCCCCCCCUCCCCCGCCCCUCAUCCCCUCGGCCCAAACCGCCUUCGACAGCCCCAUCUCCGCCCCUCCCCCGCUGGCCGCUGCGGCUGCCAGCGGCCGCACGUACACCCCAUCGCCCCCCCCGCCCGCUCCCCCCCUGUCCUACACCCCAUCCCCGCCCGGGCCGCCCACCGCCCCCCCUCCCCCGCCGCCGGGCCCCCCACUGCACCCCGGCCCCCCGCUCGCCGCCCUCAUCGACACGAAGAAAUCGAACGUGGGGCUGAUGCCGAUCAGCGACGCUCGCAGCGACCUGUUGGCUGCCAUCCGCAGAGGGAUUCAGCUGCGCAAAGUCCAGGAACAGCGGGAGCAGGAGGCCAAGAAGGAGCCGGUUGGCAACGACGUGGCUACCAUCCUGUCCCGCCGGAUCGCGGUGGAGUACAGCGAGUCCGACGACGACUCAGAACUGGAUGAGAACGAGUGGUCAGAUUGAAGAGCGCCCUCGUCCCGUCCUGUCCCGUCCUGUCGUCCUCCCCCAUACCCCUGGCGCAUGGGAGCUACGUAUGUGCAAUAACCCAGCCGGUGGUCGGUCGGUCGGUUGGUCUGGUCUGUGUGUC
Molecule: messenger RNA, 1994 nt
Organism: Callorhinchus milii (elephant shark)
Lineage: Eukaryota; Metazoa; Chordata; Chondrichthyes; Chimaeriformes; Callorhinchidae
Product: wiskott-Aldrich syndrome protein family member 3
Exons: 9
Coding region: 371-1870 (499 amino acids)
Biological process (GO): actin cytoskeleton organization; positive regulation of Arp2/3 complex-mediated actin nucleation
Cellular component (GO): cytoskeleton
Molecular function (GO): protein kinase A regulatory subunit binding; Arp2/3 complex binding; actin binding
Source: RefSeq, a predicted model, not a curated record